AUGUCGGACGAUGCGGGGUCUCCACUCCUGCCCAGUGCAGAGCAACGACCAUCAUCGAAGCAUUCUCGACUUUCAGUCACUUCGCGCAAAUCGAGCGACUCACAUGAAUCAUCUCCACAUGAAUCAUCGCCUUUAUUAGCGCACUCUGAUGAUACUCCUCGAUAUGAUGGCGAAGAACCUGAAGAGGAGGAUGAUCGAAUCGUAUCACCAGCUGCGGAGUCUCUGCGUUCUAUUCAUGAUAGAGAAGCUGGCAAAUCUGCAAACGAAGGAUUGCGAUGGCCGACGAUUGUGGCUAUCGCCUUGUUGUUUUUGGCCGGUAUUGCUAUCCUGAUAUCUGCAUUUUUCGCACCUGCAAUCGUCCAAGAAUAUGCCAAGGAAUCACUUGUUAUCGAGCCUACGAAUCUAUCGAUAGACAGCUUCACCGCUAACGGGGUGAGAGCUCGAGUACAAGCGAACUUCAAGAUGGAUGCAUCGAAAGUCAAGAAUCAUGCGGUUCGAAACAUUGGACGAUUUGGUACAUGGAUUGCGAAAGAGGUUGAAAGCAAGGAAUCAAGCGUCGAGGUCUAUCUUCCAGAAUAUGAUAAUCUUCUCAUUGGGACCGCCAUUGUUCCCAAGGUGGUGGUCAAUAUUCGUAAUGGUGUUGUCACACCCAUUGAUUUUUUCACCGACCUUACGCCAGGCAGUGUUGAUGGAUUGAGACAAGUAGCCAAUGACUGGUUAGAGGGUCGUUUGGGACAAUUGCGGGUAUUGGGCAAGGCCAAUGUUGCAUUGAAAUCAGGGCUACUCUCGCUUGGAUCACAGACUAUAUCCGAGUCGAUGAUUUUUGAAGGUCAAUCUCUCUAUCGUUCUUUUGCAUCGCUGUACUUUGGGGAGAAAAGUAUUGGUUGA
This is a messenger RNA of Sclerotinia sclerotiorum 1980 UF-70, 888 nucleotides long. RefSeq lists its product as hypothetical. The record is from RefSeq and is a predicted model, not a curated record. The transcript has a single exon. Lineage: Eukaryota; Fungi; Ascomycota; Leotiomycetes; Helotiales; Sclerotiniaceae. The coding region runs from base 1 to 888 and encodes 295 amino acids. Gene Ontology annotation, cellular component: fungal-type vacuole membrane.